Molecule: messenger RNA, 2481 nt
Organism: Morone saxatilis (striped sea-bass)
Lineage: Eukaryota; Metazoa; Chordata; Actinopteri; Moronidae
Gene: b3galt1b
Product: UDP-Gal:betaGlcNAc beta 1,3-galactosyltransferase, polypeptide 1b
Exons: 1
Coding region: 219-1205 (328 amino acids)
Cellular component (GO): membrane
Molecular function (GO): N-acetyl-beta-D-glucosaminide beta-(1,3)-galactosyltransferase activity
Source: RefSeq, a predicted model, not a curated record
CAAGUGUCACCAAGAGAAAUUGGACGUCCAUACAAUUUUAAAGUGCUUUGCAUUAAAACACACACAGCAUCACUUCUCUCUAAAGUAAUCCAUUACUGACAAUUAAUGUCAAACUGCACGCUGGAGCAGCUUCAUGCUGCCUCACUGGGUGAAACAUUGCUAAUGGAAAGAAAGCCUUAUAAGAUCCAGCUCAUCAAAAUACACCUAAAUGCAGCAUAAUGCCUUCAAAAGUGUCAUGUUUAUACCUGUUGACAGUGGUCUGCUGGGCGAGCGCUCUGUGGUACUUGAGUAUAUCUCGCCCAACAUCCACUUAUGUCGGCCACAUGUCUGUGCCUAUACGUAAGACUGUGAAACCCCCAAAAAACAUUACCUUCACCAACAUCCGCACCCGCCCCCUUAACCCACAUGCCUUUGAAUUUGUCAUCAAUGAGCCGAAGAAAUGCGAAAGUGACGCUCCCUUCCUGGUCAUCCUCAUUAGCACCACGCACAAGGAGUUCGAUGCACGGCAGGCCAUCCGGGAAACCUGGGGUGAUGAGAGCACCUUCAGCGACAUCCGCAUCCUCACCAUCUUUCUGCUGGGCAGGAACACAGACAACGUCCUGAACCAGAUGGUGGAGCAGGAGAGCCAGAUCUUCCAUGACAUUGUUGUGGAGAAUUUUAUUGAUUCCUACCACAACCUCACCCUCAAGACCAUGAUGGGAAUGCGCUGGGUUGCCACCUUCUGCCCCAAAGCGCAGUAUGUCAUGAAGACAGACAGUGAUAUCUUUGUCAACAUGGACAAUCUGAUCUACAAGCUCCUGAAGCCCACCACCAAGCCAAGAAGGAGAUAUUUUACCGGUUAUGUUAUAAACGGUGGGCCCAUAAGGGAUAUGCGCAGCAAGUGGUACAUGUCCAGGGAUUUGUAUCCUGAGAGUAAAUACCCACCUUUCUGCUCGGGCACUGGCUAUGUGUUCUCAGCAGACGUAGCCGAGCUCAUCUACAAGACUUCAUUACACACAAGACUGUUGCACCUGGAGGAUGUGUAUGUGGGACUGUGUUUGCGUAAGCUGGGUAUACACCCGUAUCAGAACAGUGGUUUUAAUCACUGGAAAAUGGCCUACAGUCUGUGCAGGUACAGGCGGGUUAUCACUGUACACCAGAUCUCCCCGGAGGAGAUGCACCGCAUUUGGAAUGACAUGUCCAGCAAGAAGCACCUGAGAUGUUAGGGGACAUGAGGACCACUGACCAACAUCUUCAAUGGGGUUUUUGUUUUGCCUUUUUUCCUCCUUUUCAAAUUACAUCACACUGAGUAGUGUAAAAACAUCGAUGGCUUCUGCAAGUCUCUAUUUCAUGACAGAUGUUUUCAUUAACAUCCAUCUAUGUCUCUUUUUCUGCUGAUUACACCUCACGAUUGUUAAUGAAUGCAUGAGGCUUGUAAAGCGCGUAUUCUCAUGCAUAAGUAAAAUGUGGUGUUGCAACUGAAAGUAAUUUUGUUCAUGUAUUUCAGGUCCAAUUUAAGCAGAUUAUUCUUUAUGAGCAUUGAGUCAAUCAACAUUAAGAAUUAUGUAGUGUGGCCUAAUGAGUACAGACGGUGUUUUAACCAGACGACCUUGGUUCAAGCCCUCACACUGAUAACUUUCUGUCCUGUUAAAGUGUCCUUGAGUAAGACACUGAAUCUCUACCAGCUGCACGGCUGCUGACUAAGCAUCCUGAUCUUCCUGCGGGAGUGCAAGCCAAAAGAGAUUGUCUGUGCAGGAAUCAAUAAAGUAUUAAAUUACUAUAUUACAUCUAUGAUAUUAUGCAUUUUAAAAGUAUCAUUUACCAGUGAAAGUAGAGAACAAUGAGAGUGCAAAUGUUAAUCUUAUCCAACAACAAACCAGGUUGUGUGCUGAGAUAAAAGUAUAUGCUCAUGCUGCUGUCCCCUUUUUCAUCUUUAUUAUGAACACAGUUAGAUAGAAAGCUGAAGUAUUAUCAGUCUCCAAACAGACCAGGUUGAAAGAUAGUUACAUAUUUUUCAAUCAAUACUUUUCUUCUUCUAGCAUUGGUAAUUAUGAAAUCUCGUAGCUGAAUUUGAUGGAAUUUGCCUAAUGUUUUUGUUUACAUAUUGUCAUAAUUUCAAUGCCUCUUCUCUCUGAAAAAGUCAGAUGUAUAUUUGUCUUGUUUGGGAUGCAUUUUGUUUUUUUUUCCUCUUUUAUAUAAUUGUGUUUUUCAGCUACCAGCUCCUCAUUACACCAGCUGCUGCUGUUGGUUAUAUAUGCUGUACAUCAGCAGCUCAACUCCUCCACACAUCAAGAGAAAUAAUACAGUAUCAUGUUGUGCAAGUAUGAACUGUAGCUAAGACCAUUACAGACUGGAUGUAUUAUCAUAAUGUAUCUGGCAUAUCAGUGAUUACUCAAGCACCAUACUGACAUCAUGGUAAGAUUUUGUGUCUUUCAGAAAACAUGGCUUUCGUUGCCAAAUUUUCAUUUCCUUUUACAAAAGUUUUGUAGAAUUAUAAGCUAA